UUGAUACCAAGGAAGACCUAAUAUGAAGUUGAUAACCACUUGUUGUUCGUUGAUUGUUGUCAAUGGUUUUACGACUUGUAAUUUAUAUAUCUUUUGUGCAGAAUGUUUUUAUCAGAUGAAAAUAAUGAUAAUGGGAAUUCAAACGAUGAGGCCUAUUUAAAUGAAAAUGAAAUCUGGCCUAUUUCCGAGUGUAUAUUUUGUAAUAAAAAGUUAACUUCCAAAAGUGAAUUUAAACGCUCAAAACUUUUGCAAUGUUUACAUGCAAUUUGUUACAAUUGUUUUAUCGGUUGGGAUGAUAAAGUCGACAAGCAGUGCAGUGUUUGCAGUUUUUACUCUAAGAAGAAAGAUGUUACCGAAAACAAAGUUCUUGCUGAAAUGGUCACUGAUGAAGAGGAAACGUCUAAUGAAGACGUUUGUACCAUCCACAAUGCUCCAGUUACACACUGGUGUAUUGAUUGUGCAGAAUUAAUUUGUCAAGAUUGUGUAAAUCACCACGGACAGUUAAAAUCUACCCAGAAUCAUAAAAUUCAAACUCACAAGCAAUACCUUCAUGAUAAAUCAUGUUCUCAGAGAUCUAUUUUCCCUUGUAAUGUUCAUCCUCAGAACGACCUUUCAAUUGUGUGCCAUACUUGUAAAAUAAUGACCUGCCGUGAUUGCCAGCUUGAAAUGCAUAAAGAUCACAAAUAUGAUUUUAUAUCUGAUAGUGUGACCAACACUAAAACAGAAUUAUUUAAUAUAUAUAAAAAAGUGGAGUAUAGUUCAGUUGUGUUGAACUCAGCUUUAACAAAAAUUUCAGAAAGAGAGGAAAGUCUUGAGACAGUUAAAAAAUCACUUGUCUCAGAUAUAAAGAAGGAAUUUGAUUUAUUACAGGAACUACUAAAAAAAAGGUGUGAAAGUCUGAUGUUAGCGGCAAUAGAUAAAGCUAAUAAAAAGCUUGAAGACUGUGAAAUAAACAAAAGAGUAAUUCGAAAAAACUUAAAUUUACUUCAGCAUUGCUUGAAAUUUGUGAAAUUAGUUCUUUAUUCAAGUUCAGAUGCUGUUUUAUUUUACACAAAAGAUUUAAUUCUUAAUCAUCUGAAGCGUAUAAGCAUCACUCAGUCCAUUCCAAGUUCAGCUGAUGUAAUACAUUUGAAGUUUUCUACUGAAAAUAUAGAUGAAGCUAAAAAAAAAAUUGAGACUUGUGGUGCUAUUCACGAAAAUGAAGAUUAUGCCUCAGUUGAUAAGAAAUAUUUGUUUGCGGUAUAUUCUACUCUUAUGUCAAUAUACAAAGCAAAAGUUGACGAUUCAAAGCAAAGGAAAGAUAAACAUAGUUUAUCUGAUGUUCCUCAAUCAACUUCUUUACCUACAGCUGAGAAGACCUCUUCAUUUGCUUCUGUCGUUCAACAGGGCAGUCACUCGAGUGCAGCAAGAAAUUCUAAUUUAUCAGAAGAAAUAUCUAGGUUAAAGAAGCCUCAAGAAAUACAGCAACAGCAAAUGACGCCUCAGCUUUGGCAUAUUCCUGAGACAGUGUCUAUUCCCACGAAAGCAGCCUUACCUUUAGACUCCUCACAAAUCGGAAACAAUAUAAAGAGAGUUAAACUUCAACUCCAUGCUGGAAACAGCACACCAUCAAAUCCAAAAUCAUCAAAUAAUAGUAGCCCUGUAUCGUCUUGUGAUGAUGUCGAGAUCAUUGAUGAAAUUAUGACUGUUCUUAAUGAAAUGGAAAAACGAAAUGGACCUUUGCCUGGAUUAGGAAGACUUCCUGAACAGGUUUCACCACCAGAUUUUCAAAAUGAAUCUUGGUGCUCUGUCUGUUUAAAAGGAGGCGAUGUAGUUUGUUGUAAUAAUUGCCCUAAAGUUUUUCACGUGGGGUGCCAUAUUCCUCAUAUUAAAUUGCAAUUUCCUUCUAAGGAUUGUAUGUUCUCUCUGAAAAAUACUAACUGGAGGUGCCUUCUAUGCCAAGAUCUACAGCCACUUCAGUUAGAUGGUAGUAUUUCUUGUCGUGAAAAGUUACAACAAGAACUAACCAUAGCCAGUAGAUUGCUUCUUGAACUCUACUGUCAAGUUGAAGCCAGUAAUUCUUUUAGAUAUCCUAAUAAGACUGGAAACCAAACUAUAUGCCUUGGAGACAUUAAGAAUAAUCUGAUAUCUGGGAAGUAUUCAGAUAUUAUGUCAUUUGUGAAAGAUGUUAGAUAUAUGUUCGCAUGUUGCUUUCACUAUGAACAACAGGAUUAUAUGAAGAUAGCUCACUCCCGUUCCUUGGAAGAAAUGUUUAAUAGGCUCCUUUCACAGUUUGUCCCUUGUAAUAAAUGAAUGUUCCUAUAAUUAAUAAGUACAAAAUGUAAAUAUAUUGUUUCAUAAAUAAUUGCUGUUAAAUGCACAAAAUUAUUUUUAUUCUAGUGAAUUUUUUAAUUAAGAGAUAGCAUUACUUUUUCAAUAAAAACUUUUAUAGUUUGUUAAAUAGUUUAAAGUAUCGAUGGUGUCAUAUUUUUUAGUGAAUUUGUUAUUUUUGUUAGAUAUUAUGCAGUCAAUUUUUGCAUGUUUGUUUUUUAUGCACGGUACCAAUUAAAACUUAGACGUUUCUAUAUGUAUAUUUAUGAUUUAAGAGAAUAAUUUAUUUUAGCAAAUGAUUAAUUUUGUUUGAAAUAAAAUUUAAAUAUAUUUUAAAGCGUAUAGUCAUGAAACCAUUUAAACAAAACAUAAAUUGGAGGUUAAUACUAUUUUACAUUAUUUUUCUGCUUUAAAUAAAAAAUGAUCUUUAAAUAGACAAAGAGAGUGGAGUUCUUUAAAUGUCACAAUAUUAAUUUUUUAAACUAUUAUUUUUAUUUUUAUAUUUUCUAUAUGUAUAUGUAAUAAUUGAUAUCAGUUUCUGUAAACAAAUAAAAGCUCAUUUAUUAAUGUUUAUUUUUAAUUUGUUGGAAUCUUAUAUCAUGUCUUCUUAAUCAUCCAAUAUCUUUC
Molecule: messenger RNA, 2937 nt
Organism: Nezara viridula (southern green stink bug)
Lineage: Eukaryota; Metazoa; Arthropoda; Insecta; Hemiptera; Pentatomidae
Source: the annotation of a GenBank genome assembly